Messenger RNA from Coffea eugenioides, 3214 nucleotides. RefSeq names its product putative disease resistance protein RGA1. The record is from RefSeq and is a predicted model, not a curated record. NCBI's taxonomy places the organism in Eukaryota, Viridiplantae, Streptophyta, Magnoliopsida, Gentianales, Rubiaceae. The coding region runs from base 1 to 3039 and encodes 1012 amino acids. The transcript has a single exon. Gene Ontology annotation, molecular function: protein binding; ADP binding. Gene Ontology annotation, biological process: defense response to other organism.
AUGGAUAUAGUUGCUCUUUCAGACAUAUUUCUGGACAAAUUCUCAUCAUCUUCGGUUCGUGACAUCGCACUGAAAUGGAAUUUGGAUGAUGAGCUGAAAAAGCUUCAAGAAUCCGUCGUGGACAUAAGGAGCAAAUGCUUCGGAGAAAACAACGACAAAGCAGCAAAGAUGCUGAGAGACCUUUUGUACGAUGCAGAAGAUAUCUUUGAUGAGUGCGGAUUCUACACCUUGAAAUCCCAGCAACAGCAAAAUCAUCAUAGAAAACUUCUCCAGGUCAGGCAUAUCUUCUAUAAGAUACGUUCUUUCGCGUUUCGAGUUAAAAUGGUAUAUGAAAUGCAAAGGUUAGUAAAUAGAUUGCACAAAAUUGAAAUGUAUGGCAAGCCCAGAAAUGCUGGCGCCCUUGGAUAUGGUGGGUUCCGUCUUGGCUCUUUACCUCCUUCUCCUCCUCUUUCUUUUGAUUCAUUGGGGAGUUCAAGAAAAUCGAAGAAAACUUCCUGUGCAAAUGAAUUAUCGGCCGCACCAAGUUUCGACCGAGGUGAAUUAUUGGGUGCAGAAAGUGGAGAUGCAAUAUCGGCCACAACAGCAGUGUUGAAUGAUUUUGCUGAAAUUGAUUUAUGUAUAGACUAUGACUUAUUGGAGGAAGAAUAUGUAGAUAUAGCCUAUGACCAGGCAAAUGAUUUCAUUGGUGUUCAAGUUUCAUCGGUGGAAUCAUUGCGUUCAAGAGAAUCGAAGAGAACUUCCAGUGCAGGCGAAUCAUCAGUUGCAACAGUAGGAGCAGCAGGAGUGUUAUGUGAUGAUUUGGGAUUCGCGGAUGAAUGUGUACAGGGAGAAAGUUCUGAUGCAGCUUACUUGUUAGAAAGAGUAAAAUUGCGUACAUUGCUGAAUAGGGGUGUUAGACAGAAUGACAAAGACAGGAUUGUGGAAGCUCUGAUGGAACGGAGCAAUGAAGGGAUUCUUUCCGUUUUGCCAAUUGUUGGAGUAGGUGGGAUGGGAAAAAGUACUCUUGUGAAAUUGGUGUAUAACGAUGAGAGGGUAGUAAAGCAUUUUCAGCUGAGGAUUUGGGUGAACGUUUCACCUUGUUUUAGCGUGAGGAAAGUGGUUGAGAGAAUUAUUCAAUCUGCUCCAGCAAACAAAAGAAUGCCAUUUAGGAAUUACGAGAUGGAUGAAUUGCGGAUUGUGGUUGGGGACAUUCUGUGCAAAAAGGUUUAUUUGCUUGUUCUGGAUGGUGUGUGGAACGAGUAUGAGGGGAAGUGGAAUCAGUUGAAGGAUUUUCUGGUGGCUGGUGCUAAGGGAAGUAAGAUUGUUGUGACGACUCGUGAUGAAUCAGUUGCACUUGCAUCAGCAAUUGGGACAAUGCCCAUUUAUUGUGUAGAAAGGUUGGCAAAUGAUGAUUGUUUGUCAUUGUUCUUGAAAAGGGCUUUUGAAGAAGGACAAGAGGAAAAGUAUCCAAAUCUUGUGAGGAUUGGGGCUGAUAUAGUGCAGAAGUGUGAAGGAGUUCCCUUGGGUGUGAUUCUUUUAGGGAGUUCAUUGCGUGGGAGAACUAGAGAAAUUGAGUGGACGGACAUCAGAGAUCAUUCUGUAUGGGACUCGCAAGAGAAUGGCAAAAUGUUCCCAGUAUUGAAAUUGAGCUAUGAAAAGUUGCCAUCCUAUCUAAAAGCUUGUCUUGCCUAUUGCUUAAUAUUUCCAAAGGGUUGUGAGAUUGAGAUAGAUAAACUGAUUCAGCUAUGGAUAUCUCAAGGGCUUAUUCACACGUCUACUCAUUUUGAAGAGCCUGAAGAGAUAGGUUUGGAGUAUUUUAAUCAGUUGUCCUUCAAAUCUUUCUUUCAGGAUAUCGAGGAAAAUGGCCUGUUUUUCGGGUCAAUAUGCAAAAUGAAUGACACUGUGCAUGAUUUUCUGCUGUCACUGGCAGGGUCUGAGUGUUCAACUGUUUAUGCCCAUACACAGAACAUUUCAGAAGAUGUGAAACAUGUAGCAUUCUCUGAUUAUGAUGAGUCGGGGAAGCAGUUACCAACUUCCCUACUCCAAAAUCAUGGUCUGAGGACCAUCUUUUUUCCGGUUGAUGAACUGGGGCCAACUAGUACAUCUUUUGUUGAUAACUGUGUUUCAAGAUUUAUGCAUCUGCGAACACUAGAUUUAAGUCACUCAUCUUUUGAGAUGUUGCCUAGUUCCAUUGGCGAGUUGAAGCGUUUGAAGUAUUUUGAUCUUAGUUCAAAUUGCAGUAUUCAAACUGUACCAAAUUCCAUUGGCAAGUUACAUUGCUUGCUCAUAUUACGAGCAGCUCUUUGUACACAACUAACGGAGUUACCCAAAGAUGCAGAAGACUUGAUCAGCCUGAGGCAUUUAUAUCUAACCACCAAACAAGAAUCUUUUCCAGAUAGAAGUGUUGGAUGCUUGUCCUCUCUUCGUUCAUUAUCCCUAUAUAGCUGUAAGAAUCUGGUUUCCUUAUCUGAUGAACUAAAACAUCUUAGGAACCUUCGAACACUGACUAUAGUCGAUUGCCCAAAAUUGACCUUCCUUCCAAGUAGCAUGAAGUACCUCACUGCUCUGGAAAACCUUUACAUUAUUGAUUGUGAUGAGCUCACUUUGUUUGAAUGGCAAGAUAUAGAAGGGAUUAAGAUGGUGCGAUCACUUGUUAUUGGAGGACUACCAGAAUUGAGUUCGAAAGAUGUUCAAUGCUUUGAGAACCUCAAGUCAUUUGUUAUUGAUGGACUAGCAAAUUUGGUUGUCUUGCCUCGGUGGCUUGAGGGUAGUGCUCUUACCUUGAGAAACCUGAGGAUUGCCAGAUGUCCCAACUUUCUGGAGUUACCUGAGUGGCUGAAGAAUCUUACAGCACUGGAAAGCAUUCAAAUUGCGGAAUGUCCCAGGCUAAGGUCCCUGCCUGCAGGAAUGCAUCGCCUCACUGAAUUAAAGGAACUGAAGAUUGACAAUUGCCCGCAGUUGAGUGUAGUGUGUGGAGAAGAGGACAGAGCCAAGAUAGCUCAUAUAAAAGAAACUUACCUCGAUGGCAUACUGCAGGUUCAAAAGAUUCAGAAUAAGUGAGUAUCCGUGUAUUCAUCUCAUCUCAAAUACUAGUGACACCCCUUUUGGUCCAUUUCCAAAUUUGAGUGUGGUUUGAUCUUUUCAGUAGCUGUUAGUCCCUUGAAUCUUUCUUUAUUUACUGUUAAAAUAAAAUUUGUCUUUAGUCCUCCUGAAUAAUCUGUUUAAGUUUCCCUCA